This is a messenger RNA of Orcinus orca (killer whale), 1733 nucleotides long. It is a transcript of the gene SFRP5, whose product is annotated as secreted frizzled related protein 5. The record is from RefSeq and is a predicted model, not a curated record. Gene Ontology annotation, biological process: canonical Wnt signaling pathway; negative regulation of canonical Wnt signaling pathway; non-canonical Wnt signaling pathway. Bases 74 to 1021 code for a protein of 315 amino acids. The transcript has 3 exons. NCBI's taxonomy places the organism in Eukaryota, Metazoa, Chordata, Mammalia, Artiodactyla, Delphinidae. Gene Ontology annotation, molecular function: Wnt-protein binding.
GCGGGCGCGGAACGAGGCUGCCACCCACUUGGGCGACCUCAGCGGCAGGGGAGUAUCGGGGGCCUGUGCAGCCAUGCGGGCGGCGGCGGGGGGCGCGCGGGCGGCCGCGCUGGCGCUGCUGCUGGGGGCGCUGCACGGGGCGCCGGGGCGCGGCGAAGAGUACGACUACUACGGCUGGCAGACCGAGCCGCUGCACGGGCGCUCGUACUCCAAACCACCCCAGUGCCUCGACAUCCCCGCCGACCUGCCGCUCUGCCACACCGUGGGCUACAAGCGCAUGCGGCUGCCCAACCUGCUGGAGCACGAGAGCCUGGCUGAGGUGAAGCAGCAGGCGAGCAGCUGGCUGCCGCUGCUGGCCAAGCGCUGCCACUCGGACACGCAGGUCUUCCUCUGCUCGCUCUUCGCGCCCGUCUGCCUCGACCGGCCCAUCUACCCUUGCCGCUCGCUGUGCGAGGCCGUGCGCGCCGGCUGCGCGCCGCUCAUGGAGGCCUAUGGCUUUCCCUGGCCCGAGAUGCUGCACUGCCACAAGUUCCCCCUGGACAACGACCUCUGCAUCGCUGUGCAGUUCGGGCACUUGCCCGCCACCGCGCCUCCAGUGACCAAGAUCUGCGCCCAGUGUGAGAUGGAGCACAGCGCUGAUGGCCUCAUGGAGCAGAUGUGUUCCAGCGACUUCGUGGUCAAAAUGCGCAUCAGAGAGAUCAAGAUAGAGAACGCGGACCGGAAGCUGAUUGGAGCCCAGAAAAAGAAGAAACUGCUCAAGCCGGGGCCCCUGAAGCGCAAGGACACCAAGAGGCUGGUGCUGCACAUGAAGAACGGCGCUGGCUGCCCCUGCCCGCAGCUGGAGAGCCUGGCCGGCAGCUUCCUGGUCAUGGGCCGCAAAGUGGACGGACAGCUGCUGCUCACGGCUGUCUACCGCUGGGACAAGAAGAACAAGGAGAUGAAGUUCGCGGUCAAGUUCAUGUUCUCCUACCCCUGCUCCCUCUACUAUCCCUUCUUCUAUGGGGCCGCAGAGCCCCACUGAAGGGCACUCCUCCCUGCCCCACCCAGCCAGCUGUGCCUUGUCUCUGUCUCCACCCCUGGGGCGCGCUCUCUCCUCCUGCCCACCUGGCCUCCCCCUACUCCCAGGCUGACCCAGCCCCUGCCGGAGGGUGGUUCGUGCAGAGCUGCUACCAGCACAGGCACUAAGGGAUGGACAUGGAGCCAGGCUGUCCUUGACCGAGGGGUUCUGGGGUCCUUGAAGGUUUCCUCCCAUAGGAGCAGAGGUUUCUCAGUUGGGAGAAAGUAGGCAGAGAGAAAAGAGAGCUCUAGGCAGCCUGAGGAGGUGGUUUCCAGGAUAGCCGGUGGUGUCAGCUCCCCUCUGUUGGCGGUGGGGCCUCGCCUGGGAGAGGGAAGUCCUGGUAUUAGGCUGAGCUACUUGAGGGACAGUUCUUGGCCCCCAGGGCCCCUUCACGUGUCCUCAUUGUAGCCCCCCCAAAAGGAAAGGGUCACAGUGCCCUCCAGGCACGCCUCCCCUCCUUCCCCGUCUCUGCCCGUUUCCCUUCCCGCUGGACCGGAGAGAAGCCCAGCCCAGCCCCGCUCCCAGACGCGCACUCCUCAGCCUCCGCAUGUCCCUUUUAUCCUGAUGACCAGUAAAUUACUGCUACUGCUGUGAGGCCAUAGAUACUAGACUGAUGCAGGUAGGGUUUGGUUUUCUAUUUUUUUUUAAAGUUUUUAAUUAAAUCAAAGAAAACAAA